This is a messenger RNA of Oncorhynchus nerka (sockeye salmon), 8104 nucleotides long. RefSeq names its product protein TASOR-like. The record is from RefSeq and is a predicted model, not a curated record. The coding region runs from base 362 to 3433 and encodes 1023 amino acids. The transcript is spliced from 17 exons. Gene Ontology annotation, cellular component: nucleoplasm; heterochromatin. Gene Ontology annotation, molecular function: chromatin binding. Lineage: Eukaryota; Metazoa; Chordata; Actinopteri; Salmoniformes; Salmonidae. Gene Ontology annotation, biological process: negative regulation of gene expression, epigenetic; protein localization to heterochromatin.
UCAUUAUUGACUGUAGCCAUAUAAGGCACACAACAGUUUCAUGAUGACUCAAAACACAACUGCGGGAUGAACGAGUGACAACUUUCCGGGCAUUAGCGGACCGUUUAAAAUGAAUUAAUUCUUCCCUCGUCCUGCAAGUGUCAACACGUCAGAAGUGUCCACUUAAUUUGAGGGGAGAGGGUAACUAUUUUAAGAGUUUGAAACGCAGCCCUCGAUUGAGAAUCCGUACGUCAGUGAAAAAGAACGGCCGAUAUUUUUUGAGUGUCUGCGCUCAGAGUGUACAGGAAACCAACACUCCGCCGAUUUACAAAUAAAUAUAGCUACGUUUUGGUUACGUUUGUUGACAAAUUGUUUAUCUCAGAUGGAGAGCCACAGUGGUGACAACAUCCCUGCAUCGAAAUGCAGCUCAGUGAUAUAUUACACAACGUUACCCUCCGAGACUACACCAACUGAAGAUGGCGAGCAUUCUUCCGAGCAAGCUGGUGGUACGGAGACAAGACCAAGAAGUGAAACUUCGACGCAAUAUAUUCCAAAAGCGGGGGGCCACUUACACUUUCAGAUACCGAGAAAGAACAAAGAAAAGAGAGCGUUGUUCCAGUAUGUGUCCUCAGAGUCCAGGGAGUUUGAGGACAUCUUGACUAUUCUGUCUUCCAGCUACAUAGAAGCCAGCUCCAACGGGACGUUUGCGUACACCAAGCUAAGAAUCGUCCACAGCGAACUGCUGGAGAAGAAUUUUGUAGAGAAAAGGAGGGAGCUGAAGCUGGAUGGGAGGACAGAGAAGGAGCUGGAGGAGACCCACUGUUUCCUGACUGCUGACUCCAUCAAGCUACCAUGGAUCUGUGAGAAUGGACUUCUUGUGGGGCACAGCUGGAUCACCGCUCUGGGAAAUCCAGCUAAGGGUGUUUAUUUGUCUAAAUACUCAGACUUACUGCAGAUCAAUCCUUUGAACCCUGGAGUCAUGGGAGAGAUCAUCAUAUUCAAGGUUAUCAAGGGUAAAGUAAAGAGCAUCUUUGAUAACAUGUCUAAGAACCUUUUGGAUCCCACACUCAAGUUUGACAGCCAUUUAUCGAAGAAUGCCAGCAUAGUCACAUCUCUCACCUCCUAUAGAGCCUAUGAGCUCACUCAGCAAUACUUCUAUGAGUAUGACUUUGAUGAGCUGAAGGCUCAGCCGAGGCAUGUGUGCCCCUAUGCAGUGGUCUCUUUCCAGUUCAAAGGCAAAGAUGCUCCGUUACAAGCCAAGCCCAUGGCUCCCCUAAGGUCAAACAGCCAAACAUCUGUAGGAAGUAAAGGCAGGAGUAAAUACACAGUGUGGAGUGGAGAGCUUGUGAAUGAGGGUAGAGCAGUGUCCCAGGUCUCCUUCUGCUCCUUCUCUCCCCCCUUCCUGCCUUUCAAACUGCCAGAGAAGCUGGAGCUGGGUCUGGUGAUGAGUAUGGACCAGGUAACUCAGAUGAUCCCCUCGGCUCUGUUCUCCUGGAACCUGUACGCAGGCAGCCACCAAGUGUUGAAGAGUGGGACACACUGCAGUCUGCUGGAGGUGGUGGAUAAGAGCAAGUCAGGAGACUGUCUGGCAGCACUGCUUCAAGGCAUGGAGACACAGCGACUGGUUCUUGUCCACAUGUUGGCUGACAAAGGAUUCCUGUUCCUCCUGUCUUCAGUUCAGAUGGCCACUCCAACUGAAAGAAGAGAUGGGUUGAAAAAAUGCCUUCGAGCGCUAUUUGUUUUUCAGGAGUCCAGGGACGUGGCAAAAUACAGUUCAAAGUGUCCAACUACCCAGGAGCCUUUACAGACGUCCUCCCGUGACCCCGCCAUGCCCCAGCUGAACAGCUUUGUCCCAGCCCUGCAUCACGCCCUGGUCAAGGUGCGCUGCAACCCACCCGCUGACCUCUCGGCCGGGGUCGAGCGCCAGGCCAGGGACUACCUCAGUGGACUCCACCAUGGAAAGCGCCGCCACAUCCCCAUGACUGAAUAUGACACCAAGCUGGAUGACCGGGGGAAGCUGUUCCCGGCUCCCAAACACCACAAACUCAAAAUGGAGGGCUACCUGCGCUCCUACAUCUACAACCCCAACCUCUACACCAUGCCUGUUUUCCAAGCCAAGGAGAUGGUAGAGAGUUACUGCACUGUGCCCGAUGACAACAGCCCUGUAAUGGGCUGGGAGGGCAGUGGAGCCAAGUCAGUGGUAGGGUCAGAGGUCAAUCCUUAUGGUGCCACUGCUGCCCAGUCCCCGAGGAAGACUGCAGAGAGGACUCUGAACUACCGGAAGAAGGCCUCACAGGAAAGAGGCAGAAGGGAUAGGAGAACAGCUGCAGAAAAGGGCCAGGGCCCUUCUUGUCUGUCCUCUGUGAUGCUGCAGAGUGUUGGUCUGAGAGACGUGGACCUGAGGAGAGACCGCUCAGAGGCUGCUUUCAAGUUGUCUGAGGGGAGAGGAGGAGGAGGAUGGUCAAGAGAGGGGACAGAGCAGACUAAAGCUCUGCUGUUUGAUAGGAUGAUCAAGCUGGGCCUGCCGCCCAAUCAGGACAUUGACCUGAGGAAUCGACCUUCUGGGGGCCUGCAGGUCAAGGCUGACUUCUUGGAGACAGCAGGGAGCACGAACAGUCUGGAGGGCUUCAGCCCCAGUUCCAAUGGUGAAAUUCCCAGAAGAUCACAGUCCCAAUAUCAGGGGGAAGAACAGAUGCCAUGGGUCCUCAUCCCCAUCACAGGCCUGAAGUCAAACAAGUACUGCCUGAGCAAGAAGGACAACCCUCAGGACCCACGCUUUGUUCCCCAGAUCCCCAUGGCAAACAGAAGCUACCUCCCCUGUGUCCCGGAACGACGGGAAAGAAGCAUCAACUCUACGCUAGAGGAGCUCCCACAGCAUAGCCUCAGUACUUCCCUAGCGGUGUCAGAAGAGCCCAGCCCCUACCCCAUUCCCUGCCCAAGCCCCUGCUCUUGCUACAGUCCCAUGGAGGAUGAGCAGCAAUUAGCUGAAACCUCCUGUGACCCCACAGAAAUAAGCGGCAACCAUAAGACGAGCACAAACCAGAGCUUCUUUCAAAUCCCUGGUGUUCCAGCGAGCACCAGGCUACUAGACAAGUGCCGCAGCCCCUCACCUGAGCCAAAACCAAAUGGAGUACCAACCCGUACUAUCCCUAACCCUGUGGAGGCUGGGCAGGAACAGGUUGAAGGCAGCACAGGAAAAGUUAUAUCUGGCGUGGUUGCUGAAGAUCCAACCACAAUGGAUGUUGGACAAGAAGAGGGGGAGGAGGUAGAGGAGGAAGAAAAAGAGUUGGAGGAGGACGAUGUGAUUGAAGUGGUAGAUGAAGAGGUGGAGACGGUUAUAAAGCAGACAGAAGAGGUGUCACCACCCUCUCUUGACCUCAGUUCUCCUGAGCAGAUUCCCGUCCAAAAUCCUCCCCCAUCCAGAACACUCCUCCCGUCCAGAGGCCCGUGCUGAGCAGAGUGAACUGUGUCCUGGACCAGCAGUUCAGCGACUUCUCUACAGAGAUGCAGAUCCUCCUGCUCAGAGAGAGUGUUCACUACAGUUCCCCCCUGAUCCCUAGCCAGAGUCCUCCAGGCCAUCCCCCCAUCCUGCCCUUCUCUGAGUAUGUCUCCUUCUACAACUCCUCCCCGCCUAUGCAGGACUACGUCAGCUCCCUGAGAGACCGCAUGGGCACCGUCAUAGACACACAGGAGCAAUGGAUUCCUAGCAUGGUGGCCACUGACUCUCCACUGGUCUUUUCUAACAAUAACCACCACCAUGCUAGCCACGUUCAUAGAACUACAUACAACUGGUACCCUUCUUCUCGUGGCCCUGUUUCUCACUCUGUCCCCAGCCCUCACCCUCCAUCCCUGUCUGCCUCUGGUCGUGCUAGUUCAGACUCUUACAGUUCUCUACCUGUGUCUCAUUCUGUCCCCAACUGCCACUCUCCUGCCUCUUCUUCUGGCCCCAGCCUUAACCUUGCUAGUUCAAACACUUACAGUUCUUUAGCAGUUUAUCAGUUUCCCUCAGCUGUGUCUCAGUUUAAUAGUAAUAAUAACAAUCAUGUUAUUAUUCGCUCUUCAUCCUUCCCCGGUCCUGGCACUGCCUCUCCUUUUACCCCUCCCCUCUACAACAACCCAGCCCAGACAGAGCUGCCUCUAUCUCAGCUGCACUCUAGUCUAGCGCCCCUCCCCAUCCAACCACUGGCACUGGGCAACCAGUGGAUAACAACAGCGCAAACAACAACAGAGAACCCGGACUCAGACUGCCGAGAGCAACUGGGAACGUGCAAGCCAAGUGCUAUGUCAACCACGACAAAGAACACUGACUUAGAUGCUCGAGGGCUACGGGGAAAGUGUAAGGCACAAACGAGUGCAACGUUUCAAUCAAAAGACAAUGUCAUAAUUGUUGAUCCUCCGGUUUCAGAAGCCACCAUGGUGGAUCCACAUCAUCUCACUCAGAUGAUUGAGAGUUCUUCAGGGGUGGGAGGGCCUUUCCCAAGCUCAGGGCCGGAUCCACCUGCACCCAUCAGUAGUCUGAUUAGCCAGCUGAAACCUGAGCUGUUCAGUAACCUGGUGAAGAUUAUAAAAGAUGUCCAGAAGAACUCUGUCCAGUUCUACAUCCACCAUAUCAAGGUACUAAACAUUUGGGGUUCUUAUAAAAAGGGUUUUAUAACUACAUUUGAAUAAUUGAAUGGGGUGCAAACAUGCAGUCACACACACCAACCUCUCUUUUUCAUUGCAUGUUUAUGUGCAGUGCCACUGUAUGAAAAAUACCUUGUUUCUCUCUCUCAUUGUCCUACCAGGAGUACAUCCAGAGAUUAGGGAACAUAGAACACAGUCCUGAGAGUUUCUUGGAAAGAGAGAACUGUUUGGAAAAGUAUGGUUCUCAUGCAGAACAAGGAAAUCACAGCUCACGUUCGUAAGGUACUUGACAACAAUAUCAGUCAUUCCACGAAAUGAGUACCUUUUGUGUCCCUUUGAUAUUUUAAGUAGAAAUUGUGCACCGAUAUUGGAUUUUAAAAGCCUUUUAAAUUAUGAAGUGCCCUUAAUUCAAUACAUUUUUUAAUGAAUAAAGACUUCUACUUUGAAGAAUCUCAAAUAUAAAAUAUUUUGAUUUGUUUAACACAUGAUUCCAUGUGUUAUUUCAUAGUUUUGAUGUCUUCACUAUUAUUCUACAAUAUAGAAAAUAGUCAAAAUAAAGAAAAACCCUGGAAUGAGUAGGUGUCCUAUGUGUACAUAUAUACAUACAUACAGUGAGGGAAGAAAGUAUUUGAUCCCCUGCUGAUUUUGUACGUUUGCCCACUGACAAAGAAAGGAUCGUCUAUAAUUUUAAUGGUAGGUUUAUUUGAACAGUGAGAGACAGAAUAACAACAAAAAUCCAGAAAAACGCAUGUCAAAUGUUAUAAAUUGAUUUGCAUUUUAUUGAGGGAAAUAAGUAUUUGACCCCUCUGCAAAACAUGACUUAGUACUUGGUGGCAAAACUCUUGUUGGCAGUCAUAGAGGUCAGACGUUUCUUGUAGUUGGCCACAUCUCAGGAUGGAUUUCGUCCCACUCCUCUUUGCAGAUCUUCUCCAAGUCAUUAAGGUUUCGAGGCUGACGUUUGGCAACUCGAACCUUCAGCUCCCUCCACAGAUUUUCUAUGGGAUUACGGUCUGGAGACUGGCUAAGCCACUCCAGGACCUUAAUGUGCUUCUUCUUGAGCCACUCCUUUGUUGCCUUGGCCGUGUGUUUUGGUUCAUUGUCAUGCUGGACUACCCAUCCACAACCCAUUUUCAAUGCCCUGGCUGAGGGAAGGAGGUUCUCACCCAAGAUUUGACGGCACAUGGCCCCAUCCAUCGUCUCUUUGAUGCGGUGAAGUUGUACUGUCCCCUUAGCAGAAAAACAGCCCCAAAGCAUAAUGUUUCCACCUCCAUGUUUGACGGUGGGGAUUGUGUCCAAAUACUUUCCACAAUUGCCUCAUACAUCAUCCAACCUUUGGAUUGCUGCCAUUGUGGUCUGAUUCAUCAUAGCACUGUGAGGACAGUGCCGUUGACGACAAAAUGUUAUCCCUCUUCCUGAGGAGUAGCAGGGGGUACACUCCUACCUUGUGGAACCUAUGUACCUGGAAUCAUUAAUGACAAGAUAACUUCCAGAAACACAACAAAUAUCAGUCAAAUAAUGACAUUUAGAUUUACAGUCUUAAAUGAGACAACAACAAAUAAGUGCAUAGGGCCUAUCAUUUCCCUAAACUAGAAAUGCAGAAAUCUUUUUAAUGGAAAACAUAAUUAAAGCUUACCAGCUUGUUUGCUGCAUUAACCAAGGUUGCAUAUCUUCCAUGUUUCGUUGUCUUAUUUGCCCAUUCAUCUGUUGCCUUCAUUUUUUGGGCCUCUAACUUGACCUUUAGCUGUAUUUUUGCACCACAGAACUGGCACUUCUUUGAUGCUCCUCCUAUUGCUGUUUUACAACUAGGACACAGCUUACGGCUGGAGCCAGGAGCCAUUCUGCAUGAAAGGUGGAUACGAAAGUGUCUGAAAGAAUAGCCCUAUACACAUAACAUUGACUGAUGUUGCACCAGGGAGGUCCACUCUGGCACGGGGCUUGAAUUGCCAAGGAGAACUAGAGAUUGUGAGAUAAAAAAAACUAUACUAACAAUAGCAAUUAAUAAAGAGUUUGGCCAACUAAGGAGCUGACGACGAGUUCACAUUAAACAUCAAGCCCCGACCCUUCUCAAACCCAUUAAAGAAGUGCUAUGUGUGUGUUUUGAAGGUAACGUGGGUUUCAAUGACUCAAUCACAUGGGUCAGAUCUGAUAAUGGACCUCACCUGGUACUUAAACAAAGCCUAACACUUUGACAUUACCCCACAUGCCACACUGUAAUGUAAAAAUGUGCCAUACUAACUGUUGUCACCUAGAUAUAGGCUGCCUGCCAUAGCCUCAGGAGCAUAGUGCAAUGAGUGUCGUUAGUUGACAGAUGAAACAGUACCUGGGCCAGUGAGAUUUGUUUAUUUAUUUUAAGCUACAAAUUUUGAAUAAUCUCCUCCAGUUGGUUGGCAUUUUGAAACUACAACCUGGUUUGGUUUUUGAAAACAAAAUAAAUGGGAAGAAAGAUGAAUGAAUUAAAAGCGAAAAAGUCUCCACUUACUUCAAAUGCAGCCAGAGGAUGGAUCAAGAGAUCUGUAUCAAGAGGAUGGAGAGAGAGAGCAAGAGACUAAAGGUGUCAGCCGUAGGUCUGAGUGGUCUGAAUAGAAGGGUGGUAGGUGUGAAGGGUCUGAAUAGAAGGGUGGUAGGUGUGAAGGGUCUGAAUAGAAGGGUGGUAGGUGUGAAGGGUCUGAAUAGAAGGGUGGUAGGUGUGAAGGGUCUUUAUUUGGAGCUGCAGGGUAAACAGAAUAGAACAAGUUUAGAAUUGUAUUUGACUGCUGUGUAUGUAGGAUACUUAUUUUAAUUAAUAAACAUGUUUAAUUGAGCAUUAAGAUUGUACUACAUUUGAAAGUGGAUUACAUCACAAAAACUACAGGUGAUGUACAAAAAUGUAAAGAAUGUGAAUGAUGGAUAAUAAGAUGACCAUUGGAUAGAUACACAUUCACUGUGGAUGGGAGCAUUGCUGUCUGGUGGGUCCAAUUCAUCCAUUGUUUGCCAUUUUAAAUCUUGUGGAGCAAACAAUUGUCUUUAGAAAGGCUUUGAAAAGACAAGUUGAACUAGCUCUAUUAGACAGGGGUGUCAAACUCAUUCCACAGAGGGCAGAGUGUCUGUGGGUUUUUGGUUUUUCAUUUCAAUGAACACCUGGACAACCUAACCAGGUGAGCUGAGUUCCUUGGUCAUUUUUGACCUUCAUUUAUCAAUCAAGGGUGGUGUCACGACUCCCGCCGAAGUCGGCUCCUCUCCUUGUUCGGGCGGCUAUCGACGUCACCGGCGUUCUAGCUAUCGCCGCUCCAUUAUCAUAUAUCCAUUUGUUUUGUCUUGUCCCAUACACACCUGGCUUUCAUUCCCUAAUCAUUCUAUAUCUAUUUAGCCCUGUUUCCCAUCAUGUCUUUGUGUGUAAUUGUUUUUUGGUAUUGUGGAUUAUUGUCGGGCGCUUUACUUUUGUCAUGUUCCGUGUUUUUGUCAUGUUAUUGUUUUUAAGUGCUGUGUAUUUUGGAACGGAAUUAAAGUGCGCCUGUUCACAACA